Aspergillus steynii IBT 23096 is the source of this 904-nucleotide messenger RNA. RefSeq lists its product as uncharacterized. The record is from RefSeq and is a predicted model, not a curated record. NCBI's taxonomy places the organism in Eukaryota, Fungi, Ascomycota, Eurotiomycetes, Eurotiales, Aspergillaceae. Bases 44 to 604 code for a protein of 186 amino acids. The transcript has a single exon.
AUUUCAAGACUCAUUCAUUCUCAACUUCUAUCAAAUAAGCAGGAUGACAUGCCAUUUACUGGCCAGGGUUCUAAAACUGCAAGACGAACCCAGCCAAUUCAAACCACAACUGAAUCAAACAGGUACUGCUUCUCUCUUUAUUUUUCGCCGAAACCAGGCCACGAAAUCAAAGCCGCUGAGUGGCCCCAGACCGUGGAAUAGAACAAGAAAUAGGGUAGACACAAGGAGAGAUACAAAUGAAUGCAGGCGCAUGUCACAAAACCUGGUCAAGUUGCAGGAUGAAUCGUCCACACAAAAUGAAAGCUCGAGAAAAGAUGCGGCGCCUUCGGUAAAUAGUGUACAACGAUCUUUUUAUGCAAGUAAAAAGGAAAAAGUAAAAGGAAAGCAUGUAAUGCACGGUGGGCAAUUAUGGACGUUCGAGGUGGUCAUGAGCAAGAUGACGAUUCGUAUUUGUCGGGUCGAGCUUCCUUGCUCGCCCUCAUUAAGGGUAAGAGAAAGAGAAAGAGACUGGGAAAGAGAAAAAGGCAAGCGAAACACCACAUGCAAAAGAAACCCACACACGCAACGCGCCCGACCACUCCAAAGUAGAGAAAGGAAAACGUGAAUCGAGAGAAAGAUGACCCCGUAUGUCCCCCUGUGUAUAUGCAAAGAACUGAACAACAGAGUUAUAAAAUUUGAGCCCUCGCCUGCCCUCCUUCUGCCAAACAAUGGAUUAAAAAUGCUUCUUGGACGAAAGAAAACAAACCAGAUGAAGGGGGGGGGGCUUUCUUGGAAAAGAAAUACCAGACAAGUGCAGUAUAGAGCGGGUUUGAGACUGGGUUUCUUGAAGGAAAAGAGGGAAAGGAAAGAGAGCGAGCUAGCUCAGUCGUGAGAUCGGAUGAGAGAAGGAGAUGGUGUGAUAUGG